AUGGCUGCUAUAGAAUCACUUGAUAAAGAUCUUGUACUGAUAAUUAUAGCAUCCACUGUCAACAGCUCUGUUAAAGAGUUGAAGGAUCUUACAGGCCAAUCAACCGUUGAAUUGAGCUUAGAUGCAUUUUUGACAAAAAUGAAUGAAUUGAUUGUGGACUAUAGUGAAGCAUUCAGCCUGACUCCCAUAGAUGCUAAGGUAGAUAAAUUAGCAUUGAUUGCGUUAAUAAGAGAAAGAAAAUUUGCAGAUUUUGUUGAAGUAUCAGGCGACAUAUUAAAAAUCGAAACAAAUGCUAAAGCAUUUCAAGCCAUAUUGAGCAAUAUAGCAGUGACAUCUACAUUGAACUAUGCCAAGCUCCUUAUUAAGAAUAUUGAUGACUUAGGAAUUAUAUAUAGAAGCUCUAUGGAUAAAGCAGGUGCGGUAGAGUCAGAAGAAGGUGAACAUGAUAAUUCUCUGCAAGAUACCACCAAUAUAGAGAAGUAUACCAUAGAAGAAGAAAUCGGAAGUGGGGAAGUUCAAGAGGAUACUGAAAUCAAUCAAGAAGCAACGCAAGAAGUUGAAUCUGAAAAGGCCGAAGAGCAAGAUAUAGAAGCGGAAGAUGUCCAAGAAGAAGAUAAAAUUGGACUAGACGUAGAAGCAGACCAUGACCAUAAUGAACAGGAUGUUGAAGACAUAGAAGAGCACAAGAAUGAAUUGGAUAAAGAACAAACAGAAAACAUAGGACUUGGAGAGCAAGGAGACAGCAUAGAGAAAGAACAAGCUGAAAACGAAGAUGAAAAUCCAAACGAACCACAAGACAAACAAGAACAAGAAGAAAAGGAAGAAAAACAAGAAGAAGGAAAAGCAAAGGAAACGGAAGAGAAGGAAGAAAAAGAAGUAGAAGCAAAAGAAGAGGAAGAACGAGAAGAACACGAAGAAGGACAAGAAGAGCAAAAAGAACAAGAACAAGAAGAACAAGAAGAGCAAGAAGAACAAGAAGAGCAAAACGAACAAGAAGAGCAAAACGAACAAGAAGAGCAAAACGAACAAGAAGAGCAAAACGAACAAGAAGANGAACAAGAAGAGCAAAACGAACAAGAAGAGCAAAACGAACAAGAAGAGCAAAACGAACAAGAAGAGCAAAACGAACAAGAAGAAGAUCAAGAAAAGCAUGAUGAUCAACAUGAAAAAGAAGAAGAGAAAUUGGAGCUGAACUUGGAAGAGAAACAAGAUCAACAGGAAAAUAAAGAUGCAAAGAAAGAUAAAGGUGAACAAGGCAAUGCUACCCCAGUUGAUUCGAAAAAUAAUCUUCAAACCCCCGAACCUAAAUUACCUGAUGGUACUAAAGAAGAAUUACGUUCUCAGUCAUCUAGAAAGCGUUCACGGUCAUUAUCAGUAUCCACUCCUCAGCAACACAAAAGGUUCCAACACAUUGCUGUUAAUUUGAUAAAUAACAUACAGGCCCAUAGAUUUUCAUCUCCUUUCUUGCAAGCAGUUAAUACCAAAGAGGCACCAGAUUAUCAUGAGGUAAUUUAUGAACCAAAGGACUUGAAAAACAUUUUGAAAUCCAUUAAGCUGAAGAACGAUCCUCCAGAAUAUCAACUGAUCAAACAAUUAAAAAGAGAUAUUAUGCUAAUGUUAGCUAAUUGUAUUAUGUAUAAUAAGUCUGACACAGAUUUAGUUCAAUUAACCAAAAGCAUGAAAAAUGACGUGAAUAAUAUAUUCAAAUUAUUCGAAGAGGCUGAACUGGAUACUAAAUAA
Debaryomyces tyrocola is the source of this 1740-nucleotide messenger RNA. The record is from the annotation of a GenBank genome assembly. NCBI's taxonomy places the organism in Eukaryota, Fungi, Ascomycota, Pichiomycetes, Serinales, Debaryomycetaceae.